AUGGAUAAGAGUUCUGGUUUAUUGUACAGCUCUAAUUCAUUAAUUCUGUCCGUCUGGUUAAUCCUAACUGCUAAUAUUGUCAUUACUGCCCGGGCGGGCAUCACUUCUAAAUCUUGCCCGUUGCCUGUGCCAGUUUCCCGCAAGGAUGUACAGCUGGAUCAGCGCGCCGCUCCGGGGGGCACCGGGAGCCCCCUGGAACGCACCGGACCCGAGUGGAGAGUUUUUGGCGAAAACAGUGGAGUAUUUGCCGGGCAACCUGCUGAAUCUGGCAGUGCCGUGGAUGUAGUAGUUGCGUUUGAAAAGGGUUCUGCCGGACAUAUUGAAGUAUCAUCUGAAGUGGAAAGUAAAAUGGAUGAGCACAACAUGGGCAAUCCAACUACCUCUGGAUCUGACAAGGUGAUGGCGAGGGGAGAUUCGCCAAUUGUUAGGGCCAAACGAAGCUGGCCAGAAUCAUUUGAAUUUGCUGAAAGUUCGUGGGGAAGCGAGGACGACCGAACACACGGUUAUGCGUCCGCAGAAAGGAAGAAUCCUGGAUCGCUUUUGGAAGAACAAAGACGGAGAACAGAACCGAGGUGGAACAGGGAUGAUGGUAAAACCACCAACACCAGGCAAGAGGAGCCGAAAAUAACGAGCAGCACUUUUGCUCUGACGGGAGACUCAGCCCAUAACCACGCUGUCGUGUAUUGGUCUGGACAAAACAGUAGCGUGAUUCUGAUCCUGACCAAGCUGUAUGAUUUCCAUCUGGGGAGUGUGACUGAGAGCACCUUGUGGAGGUCAACAGAUUAUGGAACAACCUAUGAGAGACUGAACGACAGAGUUGGAACGAAGACAGUUCUCAGCUACCUGUAUGUUUGCCCCAUGAACACGAGAAAGAUAUUGGUGUUGACUGACCCAGAGUUUGAGAGCAGUGUUCUCAUCAGCUCAGAUGAGGGGGCCACCUACCAGAAGUACCGCCUCAGCUUCUACGUCCUCAGCCUGCUCUUCCACCCCAUCCAAGAGGACUGGGCCCUGGCCUACAGCCACGACCAGAAGCUCUACAGCUCAGUUGAUUUUGGGAGGAAGUGGCAGCUUGUCCACGAGGCAGUAACACCCAACCGAUUCUACUGGUCUGUCUCUGGUCUGGAUGUGGAGUCUGACCUAGUUCACCUGGAGGCAAACACAGCAGAUGGACGUGUGCAGUACGUGACCUGUAGGGCCCAGAGCUGCUCAGAGGCCAAUCGCCACUAUCCGUUCUCUGGCUACAUCGAGAGAGACUCGCUGGUGGUCCAGGAUGACUACAUGUUUAUUCAGGUCACCUCUGCUGGUCGGACAUGGUAUUACGUAUCGUACAAGAGAGAACCCUUCGCCAGGAUUAACCUGCCCAAGUACUCCCUGCCCAAGGACAUGCACAUCAUCAGUACGGAUGAGGGCCAGGUGUUUGCCGCUGUGCAGGAGUGGAACCAGAAUGACACCUACAACAUCUACAUCUCCGACCCCCAAGGCAUCCACUUCACCCUGGCCCUGGAGAACGUCCGUGCCAGCCGAGGCCUCGGGGGAAACAGCUUGAUCGACCUGUAUGAAGUAGCUGGGAUCAAGGGGAUGCUGAUUGCCAACCGUAAGCUGGAGAACCAGGUGAAGACCUUCAUCUCUUACAACAAGGGCAGAGACUGGAGGCUGCUGCAGGCACCCAACACUGACCUGGAGGGCAACAGCAUCCACUGUGUACUGCCGUUAUGCUCUCUGCAUCUCCAGCUGCAAAUGUCAGAGAACCCCUACCUCUCCGGCAACAUCAUCACCAAGAGCUCAGCACCAGGAGUCAUCGUGGCAACAGGAAAUAUUGGUCCUGAGCUCUCCUACAACAACGUGGGCAUGUACAUCUCCUCAGAUGCAGGAAACAGCUGGAGGCAGAUCUUUGAAGAGGAGCACAACGUGUGGUUCCUGGAUAAUGGAGGGGCCUUGAUGGCCGUCAAACAGCCCACAGUACCCACCAGAGAUCUCUGGGUGAGCUUUGAUGAGGGUCGUCAGUGGGACCGCCACUCCUUCUCCAUGGUGCCCCUGUUUGUGGACGGCGUGCUGGUGGAGCCGGGCAUAGACAACCAGAUCAUGACGUUUUUUGGACAUUUCAGCCAUCGAUCAGAGUGGCAGCUCAUUAAGAUCGACUACAAGUCACUCUUCAGCAAGAGGUGCACAGACGGGGACUACCAGACCUGGCACCUCCACAACCAGGGUGAGCCAUGUGUGAUGGGGCAGAAGCAGAUCUACAUGAAGCGGCGGCCGGCGAGUAACUGCAUGCUGGGCCCUGGAUACAACCGUGUGCUCUCCAGCGAGCCCUGUAUCUGCAGAGCCCACGACUUCGAAUGUGACUAUGGAUACGAGCGCCGUGGAGAUGGGAACUGUUCGCCGUCCUUCUGGUUCAAUCCAGCUACUGUGUCUAGGAGAUGCAGCCAGGGACAGAACUACCUCAACAGCACUGGGUACCGUAAGGUGGCGGCAAACAACUGCACUAAGGGGGUGAAUGACAUGUACAUGGCCCGGCGGCAGACGUGUCCCAACAGGCCUCCACGCGGCCUCCAGCUGAGGACCAGCCAGGGCAAACUCACAGCAGCCCUGCACUCCAACGUCACCUUCCUGAUACAACUGGAACAGGGUGACUCCAUGCGAACCCAAAUCCAGGUGGACUUUGGUGACGGCACAGCGGUGUCCUACUCAAACCUGACAUGGACAGAGGAGGGCAUCAAGCACGUCUAUCGCAGUGCUGGAAUAUUCCGCGUGACCGCGCUCGCUGAGAACGAGAUGGGCGCCGACAGCACCUCCCUCUACCUGCAUGUUACAUGUGUGGCGGAGCAUGUCCAGUUGCUGGCUCCGUUCGUGGUGAUCCAGAACAAGGAGGUGAACCUGACAGCUGUCGUCUGGCCCAGCCACUCUCGCACACUCACCUACUUCUGGUGGCUUGGCAACAGCUCUGAGCCCAUUGUAACGUUGGAUGGCAGCAUGUCCCACACCUUCACCAGAGAGGGCAUGCACACUGUCACCGUGCAGGUGUCCUCCGCCAACUCCAUCCUGCAAGACACCAAGACCAUCGCAGUGCAAGAGUUCUUCAAAUCGCUGCUUUUAUCUUUCUCUCCUAAUCUGGACGAGGUCAACCCUGACAUUCCGGAGUGGAGGCAGGAUGUUGGCAGGGUAAUUAAGAAGGCUCUGCUGCAAGUUGCCAGCAUUCCCGAAUCACAGCUCCUGGUUGCAGUAUACCCUGGAAUUCCCACUGCUGCUGAGCUCUUCCUGUUGCCCAGCAAGAACCAAUCAGCAAGCCGGAGAAACAAGGAGGAGGAGCUAGAAGAGAUUUCAGAAGUUCUUGUCAGUGCCCUCAACCAGAACUUGGUGGAGUUUGAGCUGAGGCCAACCUUACGCAUCAUUGUUUACGUCACACAGUUAACCUUAGCUCCACUUGUAGACUCGCUGGCCAGACACAGCAGUUCGGCCAUGUUGAUGCUCCUCUCUGUGGUCUUUCUGGGCUUAGCCGUCUUCCUCAUCUACAAAUUCAAAAGAAAAAUACCCUGGAUCAACAUCUACGCAGAGGUGAACCAUGAGAAGGAGCAGGAGAUGAUCAACUCGGUGGGGCAGAAUGACACAGCACCACCCAAGGUCACGCUCAGCGACCUUCCCACACAGAAGGAGAUGAUGGAGAAGGAGCUGGAGUGCAGAAUAAAACGGAGCAUGAUUAACACCUGUGAGAGCACAAGAGAGAUUCCAAACUGCACAAGUGUGUAA
Engraulis encrasicolus (European anchovy) is the source of this 3744-nucleotide messenger RNA. RefSeq names its product VPS10 domain-containing receptor SorCS3-like. Gene Ontology annotation, molecular function: protein binding. NCBI's taxonomy places the organism in Eukaryota, Metazoa, Chordata, Actinopteri, Clupeiformes, Engraulidae. The record is from RefSeq and is a predicted model, not a curated record. Gene Ontology annotation, cellular component: membrane. Bases 1 to 3744 code for a protein of 1247 amino acids. The transcript has 27 exons.